This is a messenger RNA of Neoarius graeffei (lesser salmon catfish), 3540 nucleotides long. RefSeq lists its product as uncharacterized. The record is from RefSeq and is a predicted model, not a curated record. The transcript has 3 exons. The coding region runs from base 1 to 3042 and encodes 1013 amino acids. NCBI's taxonomy places the organism in Eukaryota, Metazoa, Chordata, Actinopteri, Siluriformes, Ariidae. Gene Ontology annotation, biological process: DNA integration. Gene Ontology annotation, molecular function: nucleic acid binding.
AUGGUGAGCCGCAGAGCUGCAGUGAAGCUGUCCAAAGAGGUUCUGCAGAGCUGGACCGGGCCAGUGUGGUAUAUAAGUCACCUGAUAGCCCCAAAUCCACAUUCAGUCUCCACCCCAGUGAGACUAGUAUGGAACAGCAGCCAGAAGUACAGUGGCCUCAGCCUAAACGACAUCCUGAUCAAAGGCCCUGAUGUCCUGAACCCGAUCAGAGGUGUCCUGCUGAGGUUCCGCGCUGGUGUCUUCGCAGCUUUAGGGGACAUCCGCAAAAUGUACAACUCUGUCUGGCUUGAAGAAAGAGAAGUCCACCUGCACAGAUUUCUGUGGCGUGACACAGAAGAUGCAGAGAUUGAAGAAUUCGCCAUAACAAGAGUCAACAUUGGAGACAAACCUGCUGGUUGCAUAGCCCAAGUUGCCAUGCGAGAGACCGCCAGCCUGCCUUCAUUCAACCACUUCAAAGAGGAGAGACGUGUCCUCGAAGAGGAUGCCUAUGUUGAUGACAUAUUGACUUCCCACAACAACCUCGACCACCUGAAAUGCCUCACAUCCAACAUUGAGCAGAUCCUUCAAGCAGGAGGGUUCUUCAUGAAGCCCUGGAUCUACUCGGAUCAAAGUGGGAGGAGCGAGUCGAGAGCAAAACAGAAGGGAGCCAUCCUGAUCCGCAGGGCCUUCCAAGAGGCAAAAGUAAUGUACUGCGUAGAAGACACCUGGGAUGCUGCCUUGUCCAGAGAGCUCAGAGACGAUGCCAUAAAGCUCCUCGAAGAGUACGCUGAGCUGAGCCAAGUUAGAUUUUCCAGAGCUCUCACACCGCCAGAUCCAGCUGAAAGACCAUGUGCAAUCACCUUCUCUGAUGGCAGUGAGUGUGCAUAUGGUGCCGUGCUGUACCUGCAUUGGAGCUGCAGCCAUGGUGUCGUAGUAAGGCUAGUUGAGGCCAAGGCUAAGCUGACCCCCCUUGACCAUAAAGGUGACUCUGUGAAAGCAGAAAUGUGCGGAGCAGUCUUUGCAGCACGGCUGAAGAAUUACUUCCAAAAGCACUGCCGAAUCGAGGUCAAGAGGUGGUAUCAUCUAGUCAACAGCCAGACCAUCUUGGGUGCCAUACAGCGUGAAAGUUAUGGAUACCAAACCUUCUACGCAAACAGAGUUGGUGAGAUCCAGAGCAGCACUGACAUCCGAGAUUGGUGGUGGAUUCCAGGUGCCGAGAACAUUGCAGAUAUUAUCACCCGAGGGGCCAGUCCUGAUGACCUAAUCGAGAAAUCCAAGUGGCAGUCAGGUCCGCAGUUCCUUCAGCUUCCUGAGAGUGAGUGGCCAAAAAAGUCAGCGAAAGAUGUUGCUGCACAGGCAAGAGACAACGUCACAAAAACGCAGAAGAAAACAUUCACUGCUGUACUCACCCGAAGUCAGCUGAAGACACAAAGCCCAAUUGCAGUCCAGGACGAAGCACAAUCCAAGUCCAGAAACCCGCCACCAACAGUAGCAGCAGUCCAACAUCUAUUGGACGAAAGGCGCUUCAGCAGUCUAAGACGGCUGGUCGGAACGGUUGCAUGGAUUUGGAGGGCGGCUAAGAAGUUCUUGCACGCCAAGAGGGGAGAUGAAGCAAAGUGGGAGGCAAUACCUUCAUCUGGCGUCAUCACUGUCAGCGAAAGGAAAAACGUGUUCCUGAAACUAUGUCUGGCAGCGCAAGAAGGUGUGAACUUCCCAAAUACAACUACUGACAGGCUUGUUGUACACAAAGACCAAGUAACUGGGAUCCUGAUGUGUGGAGGGCGGAUACAGGCCUUCAAAGAGGACCAUAAUGCUGUUCCCCUGCUACCAUACCAAGCCUGGGUCUCCACUCUCCUGGCCCGUGAAGCACACAGUGAGGGACAUGACGGAGUGGCAGGAACUCUGCUGCGGAUGCGAAAGAGAGCCUGGGUGAUCAGAGGAAGAAUUCUGGCCCAAAAAGUUGUCAACAACUGCAUCAUCUGCAAGAAGGAAAGAGCAAGAACCUGUCAGCAAAUCAUGGGUGACUUACCUGAAGAGCGUGUCAAUCCAGCUGCGCCAUUCCAGUUCACAUCCGUCGACCUGUUCAGACCAUAUCAAGUGAAGGAUGACGUCAGAAGGAGAGCAAGCAUGAAAGUAUGGGGCGUACUAUUCUGCUGUAUGUCAAGCCGAGCCAUCCAUGUCGAACUGGCAAACACUCUAACAACAGAGAGCUUCCUCCUUGCUUACCAGAGGUUCACUUCAAUCCGUGGUCAUCCGCAGAAGAUCUGGUCCGAUCCUGGAACAAACUUCAUUGGAGCGAAACCUGUCCUGGAAGAAAUGUAUACUUACCUGAGACAACUGAACAAAGAAUCACUUGAAGAGUAUGCUGCCAAAAACGGUACCUGCUGGACGUGGAAAAUCCUUCCAGCUGACUCACCCCACCGGAAUGGUGCUGCCGAAGCUGCUGUCAAGGUCACCAAAAGAGCUCUGCAAAGCCUCAGUGGCGGAGGAGGCCUUACCUUCAGUGAGUUCCUGACAGUGCUUAAGCUAGCUGCUAACCUUGCCAACGAAAGGCCAAUCGAUGCCAGAGUUCAGAGCCGUGAGGACCGCAUCAACUACGUAACCCCAAACACACUGUUGCUUGACCGAGCCACACAAACUGGAGACUUCAAAACAGUAGACUACACCACCUACCCCUUCAAGAGACUGCAAGAAAUGCAAACACAAGUUAGCCACUUCUGGAGGUCCUGGAGCCAACUUGCAGGUCCGAACCUGUUCAUCCGCAGCAAGUGGCACACUGCAAAAAGGAAUGUUGCCGUCGGAGACAUAGUGUGGCUCUGCGACCAAAACGCACUGAGGGGGCAAUUCAAGCUUGCAAGAGUGGUCAGUGUGAAUGCAGACUCCAAAGGCAUUGUCCGGGAUGUCCAUGUGAAAGUCCCCCUAGGUGGACGUGCUCAGGUGAAGACUCCAAAGCCAACCGAAAAGUCCUGGGACCCACAGGGUACUACAAUGCAUCGGGAUGUACGACGCCUCAUUGUCCUCCUCCCAGUGGAGGAACAAGUCAGCAGAGACCAGCUCGCCUGAUGGGUGCGAUCUUCCCGUGUCGCGCCACACCAAGAUCGAGUGGGAGGUGUUGCGGCGACCUGCCACAAGGAGUGCCUGAACGCAGGCUCACAUGAUUGACAGCUGCCUCCGCCACUUCCUGCUACGCUGAAUCGCUGCGCUACCACCGCACGCACGCUGCGCUGAACAGGCAGCCAAUCACAACGCUAGUUAGCAGGGCAGCCAAUCACAACGCUAGUUAGCAGGGCAGCGGUCGUUCUAGAACGAUAGGCAGAAUUGACAUUCAGUUUGUAACGAAGCAGCAGCGCAGCAGUUGCAAAGAGAAUUCGCGACUAACACAAACUUUACAGCACAUCAGGGAAAAAAGGACAAAAAAGGCUACCGGUUUUUCACCUUCUAGCUUCGGCUUCAAGCUCCAAGCUUCUAGCUUCUACUUCUGAUUCUACUUCUGAUUCUGGUUCUACUUCUACCUUUUCUUCUGAGAAAACCCACUCCUACCACAAUUCUACUAUAACGUCA